GUGAAACCUAAAGAGGCCUUUAUGAGGAAGUACUGCAACCCCAAGAAAAUCCAGGGUCUGGAGCUGCAGCAAAUCAGGACCUACGGACGACAGAUUCUAGAGGUUCUGAAGUUCUUCCAUGACAAAGGCUUUCCGUACGGUCACCUCCAUGCCUCUAACAUAGUGAUAGAAGAUAACACAUGUAAAGUACUGGACAUAGAGAACAGCCUGCUGGGCCUGCCCUCGUACUACCGGCCCUACAUCACACAGUUCAGGAAAAUCAACACGACAGAGAGUAUAGAUGUAUACUCGUUUGGACACUUACUGUAUGAAAUGACGUACGGAAGACCUCCUGAUGCUGUGCCUGUCGACCAGUACCCUGCUGUACCCAACACCACAGUGGUGUCUGUGCUGCAAUCCAUCCUGUCCACAGAUGCCUGUAAGACCGGGAUGCCCACUGUUGCACAACUGCUGCAGACACCGCUGUUCAGCGACGUGCUGCUGUUUCACUCAGAGAAACUCCAGUUCAAGAUCCCUACCAAAUUAAGAGACGCCUUGAAAACUGCCAAAGAGUGCAUGGAAAAGCGACUCCAAGAAGAGCAGAAAACGAACCAGCAGCACAGGAGGCUGACCAGAGCUCAGUCCCACCACGACUCAGAGGAGGAGAAGAGGAGGAGGAAGAUACUGGCUAGAAAGAAGUCCAGACAGUCGGCCUAUGAGAACGAGGAGGAUCUCUCUGUGAAAUACAACAACAACUCUGGUUCAGGAGCCAGCUCCCCACCAACCUCUCCCUCCUCCCCCACCCCUCCUCACACUACAGAAUGAACGAUAUGCAUCUUCUAGCGAUUUGAUAGGACAAGGCGCCUGCCAGUCACAAAGCCAUGACAGGGAAACGCAGCAGAGAGGAAGUGGCAAAGUGAGAGGUUUCACUCUCACCAAAUUCUGUCCGAUGCAUUUCUAGGAGCUUAUUGUAGGUUAUUUACUGUGUUUUAAUUGACAACUGAACAGCAGGUGUUGACUAGUUUUUAUAAAAGGUGUUGAAUUAACUGAAUAACGUCGAUCUACGAUAAAUCCGUUUGCCAUUCAUAAAUCAUUCCGAUGUGAAUCAUCAUCAUGAAGUAUUUAUACUCUUUGACAUUCUCCAUAAUUUGUUUUGUUGUUACAAAGUGGGAUUAAAAUGGUUGACAAAAAUUACAAUUAAACCAUCUACACAAAAUAAUGAUAACAUUUGUAAAAAAAUAAUAAUAAUACACAAAAUAAAACACUAAUCUUGAUUAGAUGAUAAGUAUUGAACCUCUGAAGUCGAUACAUGUUAGAAUCACCUUUGGCAGCCGUGACAGCUGUGAGUCUUUCUGGGUCAGUCUCUAAGAGCUGUGAGUCUUUCUGGGUCAG
Messenger RNA from Salmo salar (Atlantic salmon), 1371 nucleotides. NCBI's taxonomy places the organism in Eukaryota, Metazoa, Chordata, Actinopteri, Salmoniformes, Salmonidae. The record is from RefSeq and is a predicted model, not a curated record.